Molecule: messenger RNA, 1467 nt
Organism: Plasmopara halstedii
Lineage: Eukaryota; Oomycota; Peronosporomycetes; Peronosporales; Peronosporaceae
Exons: 3
Coding region: 1-1467 (488 amino acids)
Source: RefSeq, a predicted model, not a curated record
AUGUCUAUGUGUCUGCGGAUGCCGCUCUCUGCGCGGCGCGUGGUGCUGCUCACAGAUGUGGAAGGGAAUUGGCAAUAUGUGCGUAAUGUGGUGAGACAAUCGACCUGUCUGCAACUGAUAAAAAGUGGUCAAGAGGAGACGCUGGAGCUACGCGACGAUUGCAUGCUAGUAUUUGGGGGCGACGCUGGUGACAAAGGAGACCACACACUUAAGUGCUACGAGCAGCUCGUGCAUCUAAAAAAACGGCAUCCAGACCGAGUGAUAUUACUCGUGGGUAACCGCGAUGUGAACAAGAUGCGAUUUACAUCGGAGCUUAGUGACACUGAAAUUAACUCGUCAUUUUUGUCUAAAGAGAUUUUGGAGGGUCCGGAAUGGGUACCCAUUGACAAACGUGUUACACUGAAAGAGUUCUUAAUCGAUCAGUUAAAUGGUAAGGAUCUUGAUGUAAAUGACGAUACAAUUGCAGCAGCUAAUACAAAGGCGAACCGGCUAAAAUGGAUGCUGGAGCACACUAUGGGGGCUCAGGGGGACUUUGAGCGACGCCGUGCUGAGCUCAAAUCGCGUCAAGCUGUUGAUCUCACGGAAAGCGUACCGGACGAGAGCGUCGUUACGUCGUAUCUAAACAGUGUGGAGAUGGGAGGUGUGCUGCGCGAGUACUUACUGCAUAGCAGUUUGGCAUAUGUGACGCACCAAACACUGUUUUUGCACGGUGGUAUCAUUAACGGCAACCAGAACGCCAGCUUGUCUGCUCUUGAUCGAGUUCCCGGUGAAUCUUCGACGCAUCGUGGCUCGGUUCAGGAAUGGGUGGAUAGGCUUAAUGCAUGGUACCGAGCUCAAAUUCAGGAAUGGAUUAGAUAUCCAACUUGGAAUGAAGACCACUCUUCACGCGGCGGAGAAGAAUUGCUCAAAUACGUACUACCUGAUUAUAGUGGUAGCGUUGUCACGGGCCGACACCUUUUACCCUCAGGAAUGCCAACCCCAGUUUCUGAUGAAACUGCUUCGCUACUUUCUGAAAGCGGUAUCCGACAUGUGAUCAUUGGGCACACACCUCAUGGUAAUUGCCCUACGGUCGUGAAGCAACCCCACCAGCAAUAUGAUAACUGCGCAGUAGACGGCAGGAGUGAUCUCAAAACAUUUAAAUCUGUAAUCAUGUGUGAUACAAGCUAUAGUGAUACACAUGCACCAGACAACCGUGGAAGUGCCGCAUCAGAAGUGGUGGUGGACAAUACAGGACAUGUAACCAUAAAUGGCGUGUUGGAGGAUGGACGGCAAAUCAGUUUUCAUCCAGACGAAGAUUCUUGGGUUGGUCGAUGGUUACAAGAUGAUACCAUGGUAAAAGCACGUUUUUCUGACAACGAUGAGCAUGAUGAAGCAUCUUAUCUGGUUUUUCGCGUGGAUAAUGGUUAUUCUUACACUUACCAGUGCCGUUCAAUCACAGAAUUGCAAGAAAUUGGGCUGAAGAAGUGA